AAUCUCGAGUGGAAUAACCAGAAAAUGCUGAUCAUAUUGUGUCUGGUGCUGAUGCUCACAGUCGGCCGAUGCAGAGACAAUCUGAAAUCUGAAACAAGAACAGUUCGUGUUGGAGAUCAUGUGAACAUGACGUGCGAUCGCAGGAUCAGUGGAACUAUUUUCUGGAUCAGGCUUAUUUCUGGAAACUUUCCUGAAGUUUUAGGAAAAACAUUCAGUUUUGACACUGAUACUCGCAUUACAACCAAGGAAGAACCUGGAUUAUUUGUUCUGGGUAUUAAAACUGCACAGCUAAGUGAUAGUGCAGUUUACUAUUGUGUGAAAAUUCAUCAACGAGCACUGGAAUUUCUAGAAACAAUAGUCCUCACAGUUAAAGGACCAAAUCCUGAUACAACAGCAGCUCCUGUAAACGAUCCGGUCCCUCCAAAAGACUCUGUGUCUCCCCAUUGUUCAGUCCUCUAUGACAAUGAGAACAAGAUCUGUCCAGAGGAAAAGUGUGUGUGCUGUUUGAGAGUUGGACCACAUCAAUCUCCUCUGUGUUUUAAUUACACUCAUGGAUGCAGCGUUUAUGAAAAGGACCAGAAUCCCGACAAGAAACUGUCCACAGAGAAAUGUCUCUGCAGCUUCUGGAUGAACUUGAGCUCCUCUGAUGCUUGGAGGUAUCACUGUGCUGAUGACACGCGUGGAGAGGCACUUCCUGGAAACACAUCAAAACUCAACAAUGAAGAAAGCUGUUUGCUGAAGAACAACACAGUAAUCUCUCUGUUAUGUGCUGCUCUGGCUGUAAGUCUGGUUCUUAUAGUAUGUCUCGUCGUGUCAAUCAAGAAUCUGAAGAAAAAGACUCACGCUGCUGUUCUUUUGCAACCAAAUGCAGCGGCCAGUGGUUUUCAGCAGGUAAAAUUAAGAGGACAUUUGCCUACUUUAGGGAAUUUAUUGACAUCUGCCAUCUUACAUUUCUCUGUAAUGUCUCUCCAGACAGAUGAGGAUUCGUUGAUUUAUUCUGCACCUGCUUUCAAAAGGAACGCCACCAAAGCAGAGAUGAGAGACGCGAAAUCAGCAGAAAACGAAAGUAUCUACUCCACAGUAAUCUACAAUCAUCAAAACACAGCUGGUUCAAGCUAAUUGAUGUAAAUGUAAUAUUGUGUGCAAUGUGAGGUAAAUACAUAUAUCUAAUGUAUGGAAAGGAAUACGUUAGAUAACUUUUACCUACUGGGAUCAUAUACUGUAAGUUUAGUUUUAAUCUAAGUGUGUGUGUGUGUGUGUGUGUGUGUGUGUGUGUACUACAGUGUCUUGUACAGUGUCUACGCCAAAAACCAUGACAAUGUCAUGUGUUAAAAGGAAACUGAGUGUGUGUGGGGAGUUAUGUUAACAAUCAAAGCAACAACUUGUGAGGUAAUCAUUCAUGAAACAUGUACCACUAAAUACUUCAAGGUAUAAGAU
This is a messenger RNA of Solea solea (common sole), 1437 nucleotides long. RefSeq lists its product as uncharacterized. The coding region runs from base 25 to 1119 and encodes 364 amino acids. Lineage: Eukaryota; Metazoa; Chordata; Actinopteri; Pleuronectiformes; Soleidae. The transcript is spliced from 5 exons. The record is from RefSeq and is a predicted model, not a curated record.